Molecule: messenger RNA, 1214 nt
Organism: Scheffersomyces coipomensis
Lineage: Eukaryota; Fungi; Ascomycota; Pichiomycetes; Serinales; Debaryomycetaceae
Gene: TIM23
Product: protein transporter
Exons: 1
Coding region: 447-1124 (225 amino acids)
Biological process (GO): protein import into mitochondrial matrix
Cellular component (GO): TIM23 mitochondrial import inner membrane translocase complex; mitochondrial inner membrane
Molecular function (GO): transmembrane protein transporter activity
Source: RefSeq, a predicted model, not a curated record
AAAUCAACUCUAACUCACAUGACUGACUAAAGAGCUCAUAAGACCUUUUGGAAAUAACCUGUAAAUAACACUUAACCUGUAAAUAUCUUAAUUUACAAGUUACCUCAUCAUAACCUGUAAAAAAAGAUCAAUCAUUCACCAAAAGAAAAUAAAAAAUAAAAAAAAAAUUUGAACGGUAAAGAUUUUUCACUUAUCCCAAAAAGAUAUAUAUUGGAUAAUUAUUACUAUUUAGUAUUUGACUCCCCUUCAUCAUCUUGGUAUAAGGAGAGGAUAUUCAUCAUAGUGGGUUUGAAGAAGGAUAAUUCAUAGAUUUCAUAUAUAUCCAUAUAUUGCAUGCUCAUUCUAUUCAUCGAGGAUAUAUUGCCAUCUCAACUCUAACUUAAAUUGAUUACCAUCAACAUAAUAAUAAUAAUAUCAUAUACAUACAUAUAAACACAUCACACAUCAUGUCUAUGUCUUGGUUAUUUGGAAGUUCCUCAUCAGCCAGCUCUACCACACCUGCAUCAACAUCUAGUACUAAUGACAAUAAUAAUAAUGACAGUUUAAAACAAUCACUUGGAUUUGAUCCUGCUCAAGUGACUGAUGUUUCAAAUAUAUUAAAAACCCCGGGAUUAUUCGAUUCUGCCAGAUUACACCCUUUAGCUGGGUUAGACAAGGGGAUUGAAUAUUUAGAUUUAGAGGAUGAACAAUUGAAUAACGUUGAAGGAUCACAAGGGAUAAUCCCAUCCAGAAGUUGGAGUGAUGAUUUAUGUUAUGGAACUGGAGCUGUUUAUCUUUUAGGAUUAGGAUUUGGAGGACUUUAUGGAGCUCAAGAAGGAUUUAAAAAUAUUCCAAAGGGGGCACCAGCUAAAUUACAAUUAAAUACUAUUUUAAAUCAUAUUACCAAAAGAGGUCCAUUUUUAGGUAAUUCAAGUGGGGUUAUUGCUAUGACUUAUAAUAUCAUCGAUAGUACAUUGGAUGCUAUAAGAGGUAAACAUGAUGAUUUCAAUUCCUUAGGUGCUGGUGCUUUAGCAGGAGCAUUAUUUAGAAGUAGUGCUGGAAUAAAACCAAUGUUUAUUUCUUCAGUAUUAGCUACUGGGGCAGCAGGAAUUUGGUGUGGUGCAAAAAGAUACUUACAAUAUUAGAUUAUUGUUGUGAUCUUUCUUCUUCUCUCUUGAUAUAUACGUUAAUUUAUCUGUACAUAAAUCCUUUCUAUUUAAUCAUUAGUAUUAUUU